Mercurialis annua (annual mercury) is the source of this 1611-nucleotide messenger RNA. Its product is annotated as COP9 signalosome complex subunit 3. Gene Ontology annotation, cellular component: COP9 signalosome. The coding region runs from base 127 to 1401 and encodes 424 amino acids. Lineage: Eukaryota; Viridiplantae; Streptophyta; Magnoliopsida; Malpighiales; Euphorbiaceae. Gene Ontology annotation, biological process: ubiquitin-dependent protein catabolic process. The record is from RefSeq and is a predicted model, not a curated record. The transcript is spliced from 11 exons.
CAAACACGAACAUAAAACGAGUUAAAAAAAAAAAAAAAAUCUUUGAAGAGUGGAGUGUCCGAGUAUUUAUACAGUUUUUAAGCUGCAAAAUUAAUUCGAUCGAAAAUCCAAAAGAAACCAGAGGAGAUGAACAAUUUAGAAGCAGUGGUAACGCAAAUCCAAGGAUUAUCGAGUUCCGCAACAGAUAUCGCAGCGCUUCACACUCAUUUAAAGCAAGCUGCUGAGUUGCUUCAUCUCGAGUCAACUCGGUCUUUGCCUUUUCUCGAACACCUCGACCCGUCCAUUCACUCUCUCGGUUAUCUCUAUAUCUUAGACGCAUGCACAUCGGGUCCAACUUCUAAAGAGCAAGCCAAAACGUUAGUCUUAAUAUUUGCCAGAUUUAUCACUUCUUGUGCGGCAGAGCAGAUUCGUUUGGCGCCUGAUAAAUUUAUAUCUGUUUGUAAGAGGUUCAAGGACCAAGUUAUGCUUCUUGAAGAACCUAUGCGCGGGGUUGCUCCCAUGCUAGCAGCUGUGCAGAAGAUUCAGUCUUCCUCUGCUCAUUUGACCGCUUUGCAUCCCGAGUUCCUUCAACUUAGUUUAUUAUCAAAGUGCUAUAAAAUUGGUCUUUCCAUUUUGGAGGAUGAUAUUUUUGAGGUUGAUCAUCCAAGGGACUUAUUUUUGUAUUCUUAUUACGGAGGGAUGAUAUGCAUUGGACAAAAGCGUUUUAAAAAAGCAUUGGAGCUUCUGCACAAUGUGGUGACCGCUCCUAUGUCUUCUAUAAAUGCUAUAGCUGUUGAAGCAUACAAAAAAUACAUACUGGUUUCUCUUAUUCACCAGGGGCAAUUUUCAACCAGUCUUCCUAAAUAUGCUUCGGCAGCAGCUCAGAGAAAUCUGAAGAAUUUAUGUCUGCCUUAUAUUGAGUUGGCAAGCAGUUAUAGCACUGGAAAAAUCACAGAACUCGAGACAUAUGUUCAAACAAACAGGGAGAAGUUUGAAAGUGACAAUAAUCUUGGACUGGUGAAGCAGGUUAUAUCAUCCAUAUAUAAGAGAAAUAUCCAGAGAUUGACGCAGACAUAUUUGACUCUCUCCCUACAAGAUAUAGCCACCACAGUGCAGCUCAAUAGCCCAAAGGAGGCAGAAAUGCAUGUCCUUCAAAUGAUCCAAGAUGGUGAAAUAUAUGCGACAAUCAAUCAAAAAGAUGGAAUGGUGAGAUUCCUAGAGGAUCCUGAGCAAUACAAAACCUGUGAGAUGAUUGAGCACAUUGACGGCUCAAUUCAGAGGAUAAUGGACCUGUCGAAGAAGUUGAGUGCAAUGGAUGAGCUCAUGUCAUAUGAUACCUUGUACUUAGCAAAGGCCGGGAGAGAGCGUCAGAGGUUCGAUUUUGAUGACUUUGACACUGUCCCUCAGAAAUUUAAUAUAUAAGGGAAGUAAGAGGCUUGACAGAGAAGAAGUGUUUAAUGGCAUUAGGCUUCAUAUUUUAUUUUGUAGGCUCUAUGUUCCAGGCAGGAGUAGACAUUUCUCCUCUUUUUUACUGAGAAUUUGAGCACUGUCACUCCCUAUUUUGGCCCAUAAAUUUGUGAUAAAAUGCGAAUUUUAAUCAUGAUUUAUAUGAAUCCGUCCUUUCUAUUUUCA